Molecule: messenger RNA, 2277 nt
Organism: Sordaria macrospora k-hell
Lineage: Eukaryota; Fungi; Ascomycota; Sordariomycetes; Sordariales; Sordariaceae
Molecular function (GO): protein binding
Source: RefSeq, a predicted model, not a curated record
AUGGAGGCACACGCUCGCGCAACCGCCUCGAUGGAGGAAGCCCAGUCUCCCCACGGCGCCGAGUCCUCGACCAAGACAAACCGUCGCCGCGGCCAUAGUCUCAGCGUCUCACCACCUUGGCACAACGCAAAGUCGACGACAGAUAGCCAUGGUCCAAGAGACUCGACCCUUCAGCACAGCAUAUUCGGACAAAACCAUGGCCCGUUCCGCAGUCACCGCCAGAACAGCGCCGCGAGCGACGAGUCCGUCCCCGCCCAUCAUAAGCAGGGUCACAAGUUAAAGGGCAUGCUGCGUCGAGCCUCUGUCUCCUUCCGUUCGGGUGUGAAGGGCAUCGUCCAUAGGAGGACCUCCGUUCCGGAUACCACGACCUUCGGUCAAGAUGUCGGUGCCGGUCCUUCUCAGCCUACUCCUGCUGCUCGUCCCACUACUGCGCACUCGACUUGGAACAAGUUGCGCCAAGCCACGAGCUUCCACCGCCAUUCCCGCAGGAUGUCCCACCACCAGGGCGAAUACCCCUUCGGUCAUAACGCCCUCGAUUCACCGCCCCUUCCUGUCCCUGGUUCCGGCGAGCAACCUCCGAUCAUUCCCCGUAAUACCGGUGCUGCAGCAAGACAAGCCGCCGCGAGCGCAUGUCACGGCUUCGAGAUGAUCAACAUCCCUGCACCCCGACCAUGGGCGAACAACGGCAUGGACGACUACGAGAGUGGAAUUGGCAUUGCGGUCACGAGAGGUGGAUCGUCCGAGUCCGACGUCUUCAUGGAUGGAGUUGACUCUGAUGUCGACAUUGAGCUGAACAGCCCCUCGCCCAACGACGAGGUGGACAUCAUCAAGGUCGACUUCAUUUCCCGACUUCCCGUCGAACUCGGGAUCCAUAUUCUGGGACAACUGGACGCGACAUCACUGGCUUCUACCUCCCUCGUCAGCAAGUCGUGGAACCGUGCUGUUAAGAAUCAGCAUAUCUGGCGGGAGUCUUUCUUGCGAGAGAAGACUACCACCUAUGCCACGAGCGGAGCCGUCAAGCCUGGAACUGGCCUUGGUGUGCCAGCAAUUAGCCCUGGAAACAACUGGAAGGAGAUUUACAGGGUCAGAGAGGAACUUGACAAGAGAUGGAAGGAAGGCAAAGCUCGCCCUAUUUACCUCCACGGCCAUACCGAUAGUAUCUACUGCUUGCAGUUUGACGAACACAAAAUCAUUACCGGUUCCCGCGACAAAACCAUCCGCGUUUGGGACAUGAAGACCUACUCCUGCAAGCUUGUUCUAGGCCCGCCCGAGAUCAUCAACGACUCCGACUUGUCACUUCUCUAUGACGAAGCUGGCAAUGCCAUUCACUAUGCGACCCUUCCCGAACUUGAUCCCCACCCCUCAGCAAACGGUCAACUCCAAACCCCUGCUAGGAGCCACUUCUCCUCCCCCGCGCUCUUUUCACCACCCAUCUUCCACCGAGCCUCGAUUCUUUGCCUUCAAUACGACGAUGAGAUCCUUGUAACAGGCUCCUCCGAUGCCACCUGCAUUGUCUACGACAUUGCCUCCGGCUAUCAACCCGUCCGCCAACUCCGUCACCACUCGGCCGCCGUUCUCGACCUCGUUUUCGAUGACAAGCACAUCGUCACCUGCUCCAAGGACGUGUCAAUCUGCGUCUGGGACCGCGCCACGGGCGCCCUGCUCAAGCAACUCCGCGGCCACACCGGUCCCGUCAACGCCGUGCAAAUGCGUGGCAACACCAUCGUCUCCUGCUCCGGCGACUUCCGCGUUAAGCUCUGGAACAUCGAAACCGGCAAGCAGAUUCGCGAGUUCCUCGGUCACACCAAGGGUCUCGCCUGCAGCCAGUUCUCCGAAGAUGGCCGCUACGUGGCGUCCGCUGGUAACGACCGCGUCAUUCGCAUCUGGGACGCCAACACGGGCGAGUGCGUGCGCGAGAUGAAGGCCCAUGGCGAUUUGGUCCGCUCUUUGCACGUCGACAGUGUGUCCGGCAGGUUGAUCUCCGGAAGCUACGAUACGGACAUCAAGGUUUGGGAUAUGGACACCGGUGCCCAGCUGUUGGAUUUCCCGCAGUGGCAUAAUAGUUGGGUACUAUCCGCCAAGAGCGAUUACAGACGCAUUGUGAGCUCAGGGCAGGAUCCCAAGAUUUUGAUUAUGGAUUUUGGUGCGGAUGUGAAGGGGAUCGAGAUGUUGGAGACUGCUGGUCCUCAAAUUCAACCGCCCCGGCAGCUGCAGCAGUUUCAGCAACAACAGCAGGUUGCUGUGCCUGCAGAGCAAGGGCCGGGCGGGUACUUUUGA